Molecule: messenger RNA, 894 nt
Organism: Porites evermanni
Lineage: Eukaryota; Metazoa; Cnidaria; Anthozoa; Scleractinia; Poritidae
Source: the annotation of a GenBank genome assembly
AUGGAUGAAAACUAUAACCUGGAAUAUACUUUUUUCUACUCAAGCAUUCCGUUCUUAGUCAUUGGAUUGAUGGGAAAUUUAUCAAUAAUACGAAUUGUUUGCAAACUACGGGAGAUGCACACGCCGACAAAUUAUCUUCUGGUUAGCAUGGCCGUCAGUGAUGUCAUCGCCAUUUUGUUGUGGCCUUUGCAGUUCUACGAAUUCUGGAAAGUCGUUUCCAAGUUAGCAGAGCUCAUUGAAGUCUGUAUACUAGUUUCCUCUUUUACUAUGACUGUUCUAGCGGUCGAGAGAUAUCACGCCAUAUUGAAGCCGUUAAGAAAUGGACUGUGCUUAAGAGAAGACAACGUCAAGAAGGCAAUCGCUUGCAUUUGGAUUGCAAGUUUUCUUUUAUGCCUCCCAGCGACCUUUUUCAAAGAAUGGAGCGAAACUUAUGAGACAUGUAUCGGUCCAUGGACUUUAUACUCGAAUCGAGGUAGCAAAGCUUGUGUGAUUUUAGAUGUAGUUAUAUCUUUUAUUCAACUAGUUAUUAUGGUAUACUGCUAUUGUUUCUUGAUAAGGGGACUUUACUUCGCCAACACAGUCUGUCCAGACACAGGUGGAGAAAGGAGUUCUGAGAAGAAGAAACUUGCUAUCACGUUCGUGUUGGUAACUAUUGGAUUUUUUAUAGGUUAUACACUAACCCUAGUUUCAUACGUGAUCAUUCCAUCAGGAGAUGAAGAGAUAGAUGUUAGUUUUUACGGUCAACUUACGGCUGUAGUGGAUUUUGUAUUCGUUGUAAGUUUAUGUUUCAACCCUUUUAUCUACGCUUUUCGCAGCACUACCUUUAAAGAAGGGUUCAAACAAGUAAUUUUAUGUAGAAAUCCCCAAAGACACGAUGAGAGUUGCUCAGCUUAG